Messenger RNA from Xiphias gladius (swordfish), 2104 nucleotides. RefSeq names its product ubiquitin-conjugating enzyme E2D 4 (putative) (gene ube2d4). Gene Ontology annotation, biological process: protein polyubiquitination; ubiquitin-dependent protein catabolic process. Gene Ontology annotation, molecular function: ubiquitin conjugating enzyme activity. The record is from RefSeq and is a predicted model, not a curated record. Bases 510 to 1019 code for a protein of 169 amino acids. The transcript has 7 exons. Gene Ontology annotation, cellular component: nucleus. NCBI's taxonomy places the organism in Eukaryota, Metazoa, Chordata, Actinopteri, Istiophoriformes, Xiphiidae.
GCCGGCCAUACCUUCUAGUAGAAGUAUUUUUCUCCAUGUGGGACUCUCUGCGAAGGUAAUACCAGUGCGCAGCCGUGUCUAUAGCUCGACUUAUCCCUGCUUGCUUUUUGUGCUCCUGUUAGAAAUAAUGCACAGACAAAGAGGAGCUAACCACUGGUGGCCCUGUUGGUGCAUUGCUACAGUAACGCUGGCUAUCAGUAACCACUCAAAUAGCGUUAUUGUUUUGACAGCUACGUUUUGUCUGUGUUUAUUAUUUGUUGUUUCUCUCUGACACAUAACUUGGCACCUUAUCAGUACUUAGGUAAAGGUAGCUAGCGUCAACCAAACAAAUCGUUUCGCAGUGCAGCGCUAGGCUGGCAGUUAUUUAGCCAAGGUUAGUACGAGCUUUUGCUCCUUGGUUUCAUUGGUUGACAUGCAGAGGAUUUGUUAUUAAAUUCUUAGCUUGUCAGUUAUCUUUAUCCUUGUGGUUAGUCACUUAGAGCGUGGCCGAUGAUGUGUUUAGUCGCUGAAUGACAGCUGCUUGCUGGUUGCCAAAAUUGAACCCUAGUGUCAGUGUUGCCAUAUAUGGAUUGGCAAAUGGGGCACUGGAGCAGCUCACGGAACUAUCAGACCUGCAGAGGGACCCACCUGCCCAGUGCUCUGCUGGACCCGUUGGAGAUGAUUUGUUUCACUGGCAGGCAACAAUAAUGGGUCCAAGUGACAGCCCAUAUCAGAGUGGAGUGUUUUUCCUAACCAUUCACUUCCCAACAGAUUACCCCUUCAAACCACCCAAAGUUGCAUUCACAACAAAAAUUUACCACCCUAACAUCAACAGCAAUGGAAGUAUUUGUCUGGAUAUACUAAGAUCACAAUGGUCACCUGCACUUACAGUAUCAAAAGUAUUAUUGUCAAUCUGCUCUCUUCUUUGUGAUCCGAACCCGGAUGACCCACUGGUACCAGAGAUUGCCCAUACAUACAAGGCUGACAGGGAAAAGUACAACAAAUUAGCAAGAGAAUGGACACAGAAGUAUGCAAUGUGAGAAUGCCAGGGAGAUUAAAAUACAAAUGAGAACAAAAGAAACACAUUUGAUUUGUAACUUGAGGCAAAUGAGCAACAGAGGGAAAAAAACUAGACAAUAGCCCAUCUUUUGGAGAAGGAAGCGAUACAAUGAGGUACAGUGCCACCUGGCUUUCCGUGUGCUGAGCUGCUACCAUAUGCUGUCCUUCAUAACUGGUACGGAUCUGCUGAGCAGGACCUGAUGGGCUCCUUAAAGCACUCUCAUAUGGAAUACCGGAAACUCCUCACAGUCCAUAUCACCACACACAGACUCUAAACUCUUUAUCCUGCUAUUGUGAUCAUCACUAUCAUUUUUGCUAUUCAUAUGCAUCAUUUUCACUGUCAAAGAGUCAUAUCAUUGUGCUAAUCAGAAGCAAAAUGUUUGAUUGAUGUAGGAUAUUGGCUCUUCCUUUAUUUCAGAGGUACUGUCUGUGUCCCACUGGAUGUAUUGUUAUUACUGUAUUUCCAUGUAUUUAGUGGCCUUUCUGUGUUAUUAUUUUCAAACGGUGUAUGUGCAAUUGAGGCAGAACACUCCCUGUUCAACACAAAAUGGUGCAGUGCCAUUACCAGCAGCUGAUCUGUUGGCACAUACUGUCUCCACCCCGGAUCAAUGUGAAAGAUGUAAAGAAGGAUCGGUCUCUAUUACCCAAUGCAUUUGAAAUUGCAACAGUAUUUAGGGCUUUUGAAGACAUUAGAGAGCUGCUUUUAAGAGCUAGCUGGCCCUUGCCUCACUGUGUUGGGACUCCACAGGGAAAAUGUCAACAUCCAUUUUUUUUCACACAUGCUGUAAUUGCCCUUAUAACCUGUAUCAGUAACCACCCAUGGCUGGUGUCCACAGUGCACAAAAUACUAGUGUUUUAUGACUUGUUCCUUGUUGUGUAGCUAUGAACGAAGCUACUCUUUGGCAUAUAGCUACGCUGUGUGCCGCCUCCUCAGUACAGUUACUCAGGUAUCUAACCAAAUCAUCAGCCUUUACAGCAGUGACCCAUGGUGAGAAAAAUGACCAGGGGCCAUACCAUCAGGCUUCUAAAAAAAAAAAAAAAAAAAAAAAAAAAAAAAAUGCGUAUC